This is a messenger RNA of Parathielavia appendiculata, 473 nucleotides long. RefSeq lists its product as uncharacterized. Lineage: Eukaryota; Fungi; Ascomycota; Sordariomycetes; Sordariales; Chaetomiaceae. The record is from RefSeq and is a predicted model, not a curated record. The coding region runs from base 111 to 419 and encodes 102 amino acids. The transcript has a single exon.
GAGCGAGCCAGCCCAGCACCGAGCCUCGAGGGUCGGAUGCAGUUGGUUCGCAUCGUCGGCCACAGCCCCGACCGGCCCCACGAACAGGGGACGGGAUCCUGGCGCUGAAAAUGCAUCGCUUUCGCGAAUGUGCGGGAGUGUCCUGCGAUGGGUGUGAACGAAGCAGAAUGGGCGACGCCUUCCGGCCUCCGUCGCCGGCGCCGUUUGGAGUCGUUACGGAGCCGGACGUGAACCGGGUACGCGAACGGGAUCUCGUCCCGGCAAAACACCGGGCAAGUGUGGGGCCGAACCAGCUGAGUCAGCAACCGCAGUCGUGCAGCGCCCGAGAUUUUGCACCUCCGGCCAAGCCGGCCGAGAAGUCCGGGUUUUGCUCCACGCUGCCGGGGAACGGCACCGGCCCGAGGGCGUCGAGUAGAUGAAACACUGUCUGUUGGAGCUGCGCGAAUUCACUACACUGAGGUACUUUGUAAUCU